Arachis ipaensis is the source of this 1223-nucleotide messenger RNA. RefSeq names its product NAC domain containing protein 2 (gene NAC2). Gene Ontology annotation, molecular function: DNA binding. Gene Ontology annotation, biological process: system development; regulation of DNA-templated transcription. NCBI's taxonomy places the organism in Eukaryota, Viridiplantae, Streptophyta, Magnoliopsida, Fabales, Fabaceae. The record is from RefSeq and is a predicted model, not a curated record.
GCUUCAGCACUUAUUGAGGGGUAAUGCAAAUUACAAGAACAAAACAACACAUGACGUUCCGUCUUAACGUGAUCUUCGUCUGAAUCCACCGUAGCCAGAACCAACCAACCAACUAACCAAAUCCAUAAAAAAAGAGGGAGAAUUAUUGAAAGGAAAAGGAAGAAGAGAAGGAGAAGAAGAAGAAGAAGAGUGAGAGAUCCAUAAAUAUGGAGAGCACCGACUCAUCCACCGGUUCGCAACAACCGAACCUUCCACCGGGGUUCCGGUUCCACCCCACCGACGAGGAGCUCGUUGUUCACUACCUCAAGAAGAAAGCUGCAUCAGCUCCUCUCCCAGUCGCCAUCAUCGCCGAGGUUGAUCUCUACAAGUUCGAUCCAUGGGAGCUACCAGCUAAGGCAACGUUUGGGGAGCAAGAGUGGUACUUCUUUAGCCCAAGGGACAGGAAGUAUCCGAACGGUGCUCGGCCAAACAGGGCGGCAACUUCCGGGUACUGGAAGGCAACCGGGACGGAUAAGCCGGUGCUGACCUCCGGUGGGACCCAGAAGGUGGGUGUGAAGAAGGCUUUGGUCUUCUAUGGAGGGAAGCCACCGAGAGGGAUAAAGACAAAUUGGAUCAUGCAUGAGUAUAGACUUGCUGAUAACAAACCUAACAAUAGGCCUCCUGGUUGUGACUUGGGUAAUAAGAAAAACUCUCUAAGGCUUGAUGAUUGGGUAUUGUGCCGAAUCUACAAGAAGAACAACACACAUAGGUCUCCAAUGGAACAUGAGAGGGAAGAUUCUAUGGAUGACAUGAUUGGAGGGAUUCCUCCUUCCAUCAACGUGGGGCAAAUGAAUGCAAGAUUUCAUCUCUCAAAAAUGUCAACAAGCUUUAGCAACGGUUUGUUGGAAAACGACCAUCACCAUCACCAGAAUCUUCUGGAAGGUAUGAUGCUAGGAGGAGGAAACAACAACAACAACAAUGUUGUUCCUCCAAACAUGUUGGGGUUGGGAUCAGCCUCAAACACCAUUAACAAUAAUAGUAAUAAGGCAGAGCUUUCAUUUGUACCAACCAUGACUACAUCUUCAAACACCAAGAGGACUCUAUCAUCUCUCUAUUGGAAUGAAGAUGAUGUUGCUGCUUCCAACAAAAGAUUCAAUUUGGAAAGUGGAGAUCAUAACCAUGGAGAGAAUAAUGGUACUAGUGCUAGUUCAUUAUUCAUUUUUCAAUCUAACAAUGUUGCUUGA